UAGAACCAUCAGUUCUUUUUCACCCAGCAGUAAGUCAAGAUCACUCGUUUCGGUGAUCGGGAAGUUGAUAAAUGAUCUUCUAAGUUCUAAGUUUUGAGUAUCAGAUUGUUUUUUUGGGAAGAAUAAUUGUUGAAAUGAAUAUUAAAAAGGCAUUAUAUUUCGCCUUGGUGGUUCUGCUCACCGUCUCAUAUUCGAAUGCAGGUCGAAUACUGGCGGCGUUUGUCUUUCCGGGCAAGAGUCAUUUUAUGAUGCAUAAGACUCUGAUCAGAGAGCUUCUUAAAAGAGGACAUGAGGUUACCUUUAUAACGAGUGACUCAAUGGGACCAAAUAAUGGACCCAAUUACACUGAAGUACUUAUACCUCCUUAUGACUUUUGGUUUGAUGUUCAAGCCCAUUUCAAAACGGACAAUCUUUUCGAACUUACCAGUCUGACAUUGAAAGAUUUUUUAAAGAUGUUAGAAAUAAUUGGAACGAAAACUACUGAACAUGCUCUUCAGCAAUCGAACGUUCAGGAAAUAUUCAAUCGAACAGAUACCAAAGAUGUUUAUGAUGUCUUAAUUGCUGAGCAAUUCUAUCAGGAGGCGUUUUUGACAUUGGCUUUGAAAUUUGAUAUUCCAGUAAUUCUAUCGAGUACUCUGGGGUAUGAAUCGUAUAUGAGUCAAAUGAUGGGUGUUAUUACACCUUGGUCUUUUGUACCACAUGGGUUCUUGCCAUUCGAUGAUAGAAUGAGUUUUUGGGAGCGUCUCCAGAACACUUUUGCUUCUUUGUACCAAGACUUUUAUAGAGAGUUUGAAUACUUCCCAAAGCAGGAUGCUUUGAUUCAAAAAUAUUUAUCACAUUUACCAAUUAAAAUCCCGAAAGUUACCGAAAUGGAAAAGAACAUUUCGGUGAUACUUUUGAAUAGUCAUAUUCCAAUGACAACACCUCGGCCAACUGUUCAGGGAAUGAUUCCGAUUGGUGGUGUCCACAUCUAUCCACCAAAGCCUCUGCCAGAAGACAUUAAAAAGUUCCUAGAUGGAGCCAAAGAUGGUGCUAUUUACUUUAGUUUAGGAAGCAAUGUCAGAAGCGCUGAUAUGCCACCAGAAAUGCUAAAAAUAUUUCUCAAAGUUUUUGGAAGUUUGAAACAGAGGGUUAUUUGGAAAUUCGAAACGGACGAAAUCCCGCAAUUGCCAUCAAAUGUCAUGGUACAUAAAUGGAUGCCACAAAGUGACAUUUUGGCACAUCCUAAUGUCAAAGUAUUUAUUACUCAUGGUGGAUUGUUUGGCAGUCAGGAAGGUGUCUAUCAUGCAGUACCUUUGUUGGGAAUGCCGUUUUAUUGUGAUCAGUAUCUCAACAUGAACAAAGCUACCAAAGCUGGAUACGCAAUCACCCUUAAAUUUCAAGAAAUAACAGCUGAUUUACUGAAAACAUCUCUUCUCGAACUUAUAGAGAAUCCAUCUUAUAAAGAGAAUAUACAACGAAUAUCUGAUAUCUUUAGAGAUCGUCCUUUAAGUCCAAGAGAUACUGCAAUGUAUUGGGUGGAAUAUGUCAUAAGGCAUAAGGGAGCACGUCAUAUUCGAUCAGCCGGUCUUGAUCUUGCUUGGUAUCAAUUCUAUUUAUUGGACGUUAUAGGAUUUGUGAUUCUGGGAAUUGUCAGUAUUCUCGGAGUUAUUUGUAUUGUUGGACUUAAGUUGGUGAAGAGAAGUAAGAAAUCCAAGGAAAAAUCUAACUAGAAAAGUACCUAAAUGUGUGUGUAUUUAUUUAUUUUACGAAUAAAUACAUUUUUUUAAAUUUUA
This is a messenger RNA of Eupeodes corollae, 1775 nucleotides long. RefSeq names its product UDP-glycosyltransferase UGT5-like. The transcript has 7 exons. Lineage: Eukaryota; Metazoa; Arthropoda; Insecta; Diptera; Syrphidae. Gene Ontology annotation, molecular function: UDP-glycosyltransferase activity. The coding region runs from base 135 to 1712 and encodes 525 amino acids. The record is from RefSeq and is a predicted model, not a curated record.